Molecule: messenger RNA, 543 nt
Organism: Zingiber officinale
Lineage: Eukaryota; Viridiplantae; Streptophyta; Magnoliopsida; Zingiberales; Zingiberaceae
Product: predicted GPI-anchored protein 58
Exons: 1
Coding region: 1-543 (180 amino acids)
Source: RefSeq, a predicted model, not a curated record
AUGGAGAUAAUGAGGCGAGGGCGAAUUAUCCUGGAGAGAAGAGCACUUCCCCACUCGUUCUCACCCUCCAUCGGCAGGGCUUCCUCGUCUCAUCCUCCGCGCAGACCCCAUCGGCAAGGGUCUCAUGCUGCUCUACCUUCUUUGCUGGUUCCUCCUACUCGCCCUCGGACGGCUAGAGCCCCUCGAUCGGCCGCUCCCUCUCGCCCCCGGGUUGUUUCCCGUCCUCGGCCGGCUACUCCCGUGCGUCCUCGGGCUCCCACUUGCCCUCAGGCCCCCCGUGCGGCCCGGCCUGCUCCAUCAACACCAUUGCCCCCUGUUAGUGCUCCUAGAUCCACUUAUAUCCCUGAUCGGGGCCUUGGCGAAAGAUUGACGGGCCUUAGUGGGGGUACAGGCAAUAUUCCCUUUACCAGCUCUGCCUCUCGUGAUGCUUACCAAGCAGCUCGUCGAGCCCGUGCUGCAAAUGAUCACUUGAGCCAGAAUGUCUCCAGUCCUUCUAGACGCAGGGCUCGAUCACCCUCAGAUGACUCCGAUUCUGACGUCUAG